AUGUUAAACGAGUAUCACGUAUGUUACUGGGCAGUACAGAGCUCCCAUUCAUACGUCAACUUGACAGCAUGUGUGGACACAGGGGGCUACCUGGCUGUUCUCCCGAGCGGAACACUCAUGGACAAACUGGGAAAGCUAAUUGAUGCUUCAGGCACCAUAUCCAGUUCUCAAUACUACUGGGUAGAUGUGAACGACCUUGAUGAGGAAGGGAUAUAUACAAAUAGGUUUGGUCCGGUCAGUUGGACUGCAUGGGAUGGUGGCCAACCAAACGACGACACGGAAAAGGAAGAUCAAGAUUGUGUUAUAAUGUCGCCAAAAUAUUCGUAUGAGUGGCAUGACAGGAACUGUCUGAAUGACAACGGUUACUAUGCAUUUUGCUUCUACUAUCUGCUUGGAGAUGGGUACCGAAAAAGAUACGUUGUACACACAGACGCCACAAACACUACGUAUGGAAACCUGACUGAGCUGAUUGCAGAUAUCGACAGAGGAGUUGCAGUGCGAAUAUUAAUCAAAGACAUCCCAGGACAAUUUGACGACCUCGUUAUACAAGCCGACGCCAUUUUCUCUUACAGUGACGUCAUUGAAAGCAGAUGUGCACAGUCGGUGCAUAACAUGGCCUCGCAAUUGGGUUAUGUACUCAGAAUGAUCAUAUUUGCUUGUACAACUGGAUUUCUUCGAAUUGGGCUAUGGGCAAAUGGCGCACAAACAGAAACUACGCAUGGGGUCUCAAUGACCUGGUUUACAAGCGAUCAUUCCACAACAAAUGUUUUUCAAACAUCCGGGGCAUGGAACCCGGGUUUUAAUAUGACUGAAGCAAUUUUUUCUGGAAAAGAUGUUAUAGUCCAAUUAGAAAUGACAAGAUAUCCCCUACACGACCUGUACUAUGGGGUUAAUAUGACAGGGCAGUUCUCAUGGAUCGCCAACGACGGAAAUUGGACAAGUUUGAUGAUUGACUCCGAAGGCUACAUCCAUAAUACGGAUUGGUUAGAUGCAAAUGCCCAUACAUUUCUCAAAGAAAGUGGAUCUUAUGCUUACCUUGUGUCCGACACUUGGCAGUUGGUGUACUCGAACUCAUACUCCGAAUUUGAAGGGCAUGGAAGCAUUGUGUUGCUCGCUAAUUAUAUCAACUCUGGAAAAGAAGUCAAAGUCGAUAUAGGUGGACGUGUGACCAGGGUUGACAUGAUAUUUAUUAAUACCUUUCAAAUCUAUGCCAUGCUGUCGUCAGAGUUAGUAUCAGACGACAUGAACACCGACCUUAAAAGAACAGUAACCAUUGUAUCUUCCUCAGGAAAUAUUACAACGUACACGUUUGGGUUUGACCAGAAUACUAACUUAGUUGAAGAUAAAACCAAUUCUAGAGUACGUUGGUUUGUUGACAACUCAGUUUGGUCGGAAGUGCACAGAACAGAACCAUCUAGGACUAACUAUCAAGGACUUUUUACUUUACAAGAUGGAGUCUAUGCUGGUCAGCCAAUCCGCUUGAAAGUCGGAACGGAUUAUGGUCACAACAUAUUAUUUACUGCCGAUUUUGUGGACUACAGCGCCAGUGCAAAUGUAUACACCGCAAGAUACAGCCGCGGAUUUGCAUUCAAGCAUCUGAAUACAGGGGGGAUAAUUAUAGAUUUACCCGUGCAACAUUUACUGAUGGUAAUCACAAGUGUCGGAAACUAUCAGUAUAUUACUAUUCCAAAUGGACAAUAUGGAAUUAAUACAACGACUACGUCAUCGACAACAAUUUCUUGGUAUUCAAAACCAUACUUAUUCUAG
Molecule: messenger RNA, 1767 nt
Organism: Ylistrum balloti
Lineage: Eukaryota; Metazoa; Mollusca; Bivalvia; Pectinida; Pectinidae
Exons: 3
Coding region: 1-1767 (588 amino acids)
Source: RefSeq, a predicted model, not a curated record